This is a messenger RNA of Gossypium raimondii (Peruvian cotton), 2015 nucleotides long. Its product is annotated as glucan endo-1,3-beta-glucosidase 3. Gene Ontology annotation, biological process: carbohydrate metabolic process. NCBI's taxonomy places the organism in Eukaryota, Viridiplantae, Streptophyta, Magnoliopsida, Malvales, Malvaceae. Gene Ontology annotation, molecular function: hydrolase activity, hydrolyzing O-glycosyl compounds. Bases 186 to 1679 code for a protein of 497 amino acids. The record is from RefSeq and is a predicted model, not a curated record. The transcript is spliced from 4 exons. Gene Ontology annotation, cellular component: plasma membrane.
CCUCUCUCUCUCUCUCUCUUUCCAUAAAUUAAACUUAAAACCUCUCGUUACAGUAACACUUCACUAACUUAUAUCUAUAUUAUUUCCACUUCCACAACUUCGAAAAAGGACCUCCCUUGUAUUUUUCCUCUUUUCUCUCGCCUCUCUCCUUUUUCCAUCUGGGGUUCUUUGUUUGUGGGUUCUUUAUGGCCAUUUUCUUACUGCUUUUGCUUUUGCUUGUCUCUGCUGUUUCCGGUGAUGAAGAUGCCUACAUUGGUGUGAACAUUGGUACGGACCUUUCGGACAUGCCAACUCCUACUGAAGUGGUGGCCCUUCUCAAGGCUCAGAGAAUAAGACAUGUCAGACUUUAUGAUGCUGACCAAGCCAUGCUCCUUGCGCUUGCCAAAACAGGUAUCCAGGUGACUGUCUCUGUCCCCAAUGACCAACUCCUCGGUAUCGGUCAGUCAAAUGCCACUGCAGCUAAUUGGGUGGCUCGCAAUAUUGUAGCCCAUGUCCCUGCCACCAACAUCACAGCAAUAGCUGUCGGAUCUGAAGUUCUAACAGCACUCCCGAAUGCUGCUCCCAUUCUAGUUUCUGCCUUAAAGUUCAUCCACUCUGCCCUUGUAGCUUCUAAUCUCGACGAUCAAAUCAAAGUCUCUACACCACAUUCUUCUUCAAUUAUUUUGGACUCUUUUCCACCUUCACAAGCUUUCUUUAACCGUUCAUGGGAUCCAGUCAUGGUUCCAUUGCUAAAAUUUUUGCAGUCUACAGGGUCGUACCUCAUGCUCAAUGUAUAUCCGUAUUAUGAUUAUAUGCAAUCAAAUGGCAAGAUCCCAUUGGACUAUGCACUUUUCCGUCCUCUUCCUCCUAACAAAGAAGCCGUGGAUGCUAACACACUCCUGCAUUAUACUAAUGUCUUCGAUGCUGUUGUUGAUGCAGCAUAUUUUGCAAUGUCUUAUUUAAACUUUACCAACAUUCCGAUUGUAGUAACUGAAUCUGGUUGGCCUUCUAAGGGUGAUUCUUCUGAGCCUGAUGCUAUAGUUGAUAAUGCUAAUACAUACAACAGUAACCUGAUCAAGCAUGUGCUUAACAACACUGGGACUCCUAAACACCCUGGGAUUGCAGUUAGUACAUACAUCUAUGAGCUUUACAAUGAAGAUUUGAGACCUGGGUCUGACUCGGAAAAAAACUGGGGGCUAUUUGAUGCCAAUGGAAUACCAGUUUAUACUUUGCACUUGACAGGUGCUGAUACUGUUUUUGCGAAUGACACUACAAACAAAACUUUUUGCAUUGCAAAGCGGGGUGCUGAUCCAAAGAUGUUACAAGCAGCUCUUGAUUGGGCUUGUGGACCAGGGAAAGUUGAUUGCUCUCCUUUGCUGCUGGGGCAUCCAUGUUAUGAGCCCGAUAACGUGGCUUCCCAUUCAACUUAUGCUUUCAAUGCGUAUUACCAGCGGAUGGCCAAAUCUCCAGGGACCUGUGAUUUCAAGGGGGUGGCUACCAUCACUACAAGUGAUCCAAGUCAUGGUUCGUGUAUAUUUCCUGGAAGUUCCGGAAAGAAUGGAACUUUAAUUAAUGGCACAUCGCUGGCUCCUUCAUCAAAUGACACAAGUUCUGCCCGCCCACCACAAUCCUAUGGCACUGGUUCUUUCACAACCUCUGUGAUGAUAGGUGUUUUACUUACAGGUGCUGUUUUCUUGUAGAACUUAUUUGUACUCACCCAUUGGUUUGAGCAAUAUAUCAGAAAAUCCGAUUCUCUCUGAUGGGACACGUGUAGCAUAUCAGAUUUUGUUUCUCCUACAUGAGUGAAGGAUGGCAAAGUAUUACAGAAGCGGACAGCAAGUAGUUUUAAAGAAGAGUUGUUCAUUGGCAUUGGAAUUUUUUGUACAAACAAAGCAAAGAAUUAUUCAAUAUGAAGCGGUGUAUCAAUUAUAUAUAUGUUAUUGAGAUAGGUAGAGUGGGUUGUAUUCUUUGGACUGCAUUUCAAUUUGUGGUUCAAGAAUUUUAUUUCAUCAAUAUAUUUUGUUGAGGUUCUGAUA